AUGGAUACUGAUCGCAAGUUGGCAGAUAUUCGUGCCGAAUAUUCUGAACAGAUGGAUAUGAGACGUCGAGAAUUGGAGCGGCAAAGAAUGCAAUUGGAAGAACAGUUUGCAGAAAAGGAUCGAGUUCUCCGCCAUAAGAUCGAGCUGCAGUUGUUGGAAAAAGAAAGCGCCCUCGAGAUCACGAGGAAAUCUCUUGAAACUCGUCUCGCUGAGCUGGCCAUGAACAAGGAGCAUCUAGAUCGAGCUAAGGCCGAAUUCCAGGUAAAGUUCGCAUCCGAUGUUGAGAUUUUAAACCAAGAGUGGGCAAAACUCAGCGGCAAGCAAGAAGAGCUGCGAUCAUUUUAUCGACAGGAAUUUGAAGCAGAACAGCAGGAACUCUUGGAGAAAUCAGAAGAGCUGGAAAAAGUGAAUGCUCUUCUCAAGAAAAAGCUCAGCGAUAGCAGUGCAGAAAUUUAUCAGAUGCGCUCACAGCUAACAAGGAUGUCAAGUUUAGAGGAAGAUCUGAAAAUCGUGAACGAGAGGCUCCACAAGGAAGUCGAGGAGAGGCACCGUUUGUCGCGAUGCUCCUAUGAGGUGGAUCGGCUCCGCGAUGAAAAUGCCUACUUGAAAGAGGAGCUGGAACAACUGAAAUCUUACGCUCGUGAAUCAAAAACGAAAACAGGAAUGGAUGCAUCCAAAGAGCAGGCUUUCGCAGUGAAAAUAAAUGAAUUGCGGAAUAUAAUUCGUGUAAUGAGUGACAAGAUCGCUUCACUGACUUCUGAACGUGACUAUCUGCGGCAAUUGUUACGGGACACUCGUAAGGAGAUUACCGGUGAUACCGCAGUGAAAUUGCGAAGUGCAUUAAUUGCUGGCGAAUCGAAGGAUUUCAGAGUACGGCAUCAACUGCGCGAUACGGACAGUAGUGAAGAAAACUCUGUGUCAUCAAGUUCUGUGAGCUCAUCAGGCCUGCGGAAUAUCAAGAAAAGAUUCAGUACAUUGGAAGAUUUGGCUAAGACGCUAGAUACCACCAUCGAUUGCGUUGCAGCUGCCCGAUCUACGCAAGACCAAUUCGCGGGAUCACCAGAGUUGCUCGUCAGUGAAGGCUACGACGAUUUUUGCCGGUCUCUCAAACAAAAUGUGGAAAGAUAUAGCUCUCCUAAGAAGACCACGUUGAAAGAGGCUGCAAUCAAGGAAACGAUGAACAUUGGGAGCCCGGCCAGUGUUUCUAGAGCUGGUCUCUAUCCGGACCAAUUAAAAGAUGUCAUAGGAACAUUGUCGUCAUCAGUUCGGGAACCUGCUGCACUCCCGCAGACCACUGGAGCAGAUACCAAGGAGCCGGUAAGGGGAGAGAUCCCCGUGCAAAGUAGCACAGCCAGCGUUGCUGCAGCAGUGCCAGGUGAUACCACCAGCUCGUUUGCGGAGAGACUGAAAGCACGCAAUGAGAUGAAACGGACAAUUAAAUUUCCAACUAUGACUGCGAAGGUUAGUCUUGAUCAUAUCUAA
Cooperia oncophora is the source of this 1482-nucleotide messenger RNA. Lineage: Eukaryota; Metazoa; Nematoda; Chromadorea; Rhabditida; Trichostrongylidae. The record is from the annotation of a GenBank genome assembly.